AUAAAAAAAAACAUGAAAAAUCAUGGAACACAUUGAAAGUCAUCCCUCUUUUCUCUGAUUGUUCUUGAGUCAUCUUAGCUCCCAAAUUUCCUGAGACAUUGAAAAACGGAAGAUAUCUAUCUUCAUCCAUAUCAUCUUCAGGCGCCAAGCUACUCCAUCAUGGGGGUUUUAUUGAGUUCCUCAACAGGACACAUCAACUAAGAUAGUUGCUUUCGGGACAGAUUGUACUUGGUUCGUUCAUUCCAUCGCUUUCAUUCCAAGCGCGAGGAUGAGGCCGAUCUUUGACACAUAUCGCUUGAAUGCCGAAAAUCGUCUCGUUCCCAGAUUUUGGAAUGUCUAGAAACAUCUAUUACUGGUUUAGAAACCAUCCUUGUCAUCAUUCUCUAUCCACGCCUAUGCUUCUAAUCGAACACUCUGUUAAGAUGGACUCUAACAGCUCGCCUCAUCCAGGUAUUUAUAUGCAAAGUAAAAGACCUAUAGAUCAACCAAGUCUCGAAGGCUCAGAAGAGAUGAAUAUUCCAGCUAGGACCAGCUUACCAUCAGGUUUCGACGGGUCAGAGCUAGGUUCCACAGCCAGGACUCGUACAUCAUCAAGUUUCAGAGGCUCCGAUAUGUCUGUUGCAAGGACUGCAACAAACAUCCCCAUGACGAUGUCCGAACAUACGUUGCCCAAAGAAGAACCAACAAGAGAUGUAGCAGAUGUCACGGACAGAACUUCGUCUGAAAAGACAUUACUAUCAGCGGUGUUGACAACCCCAGGCACGAGUGCGCCUGGUGAUGAUAAUGUUCCCAAGGAGCCAUCAUCAUGUUGUAUAACACAAUCAACCGUUCAGCCCAAAGCAGUCAAACACAAGAAGCCCACCACGGACUAUGUCCGCAUAAGGUGGGAGAGAGACUCUAGCAUCAAGGACUAUGUUCAUCGAAAAGACCCGAUCAAUUGUGAACAAUGUGAAUUGGGCAUACACGGCGAGAACGUCCCUGUUGACGGGAUAGUGCUUCGAUACUCACAGUAUCAAAAGAAAGACACUAAGAUCGAUCCCCCCAUGUCCUUAACAGGCGUCACCACAAACGACCAGGCAGCAGCGCUCACUGUCCCGAUACCACAGUACCUCAAAAUCGACAAACCCCGAAGAUUCUUUACCAAGGGCCGUAUCUUCAAGACUGUCUGGUUCGAGCCCUUUGGCGAUUACUCCGCCUCCCUUUGCGCCCGACCCGCCGCGCUCGCCUGCCCCGAGAGUUGCCCCAAUUACAACAAGGAAAAGCCCUACGAGCAUUUCCGGUGGUUCGUGGUACUUCGCAAGCAGCUGCACCACUCGCUGUGCUUUGCCAUCGUUAACGGAGGGGUAAAAUCCAUGGCCAAGAACCGAGCCAGAGGCGAGCACCUGGCCGUGCUGUACUCUACUAGUGUGCCGCCAGCGGAGCCGGACAAGGAGGAGGGCAUCGUGUUUGGGCCACUCGCGGUUAUUUUGGAGGAAGGGAAACAGAAUAUCAGCCCGUUGGCGAGGCUGGAUUGUAGUAGGGUGUUUACGGUGGAGGAUGAUUUGAAGGUUAUGAAGAUUGGGAGGGUGCAUCCGGAUUUUCACGGGAAGCUGGAUGAGUACUACUAUGAAGCAUGCUUCAAGGAGCCGGUGAAGCAAGUGCAGGCUAAUGGGACUUGAUGUCGAAAUCGGUCCGUUAGUGAAUUUCUGGUGUCCUUGGCUGAUUUAAUUUCUACAAGACUUUAUGGUCGCUGUUUCUAUUACAACUCCCACUCGUCUCUUUGUCUUUGCAACUUACGGUUGGGUUUUUCCUUCACCACGACAUGGAGUUUUAGUUGGAUUGCUUCGGACAUGUGUUCACAACUUCAGAGGGGGGCAGAUAGCUAGCACGGCAGUUCUCCUCUUUCUGUUUUCCGUGUCCUUGUUUUGGUUGCCUGUCUUUUCUUAAUCAUGCGUUUUGCUGCUUUAUUCACACAUCUCGUCAUGUAUCCCAUUUCUUCUUUGAUAUGUCACAUGUCUGUUGAUCACUACCUUGACAUGUCCAGUUCUAAGGUUGUCAUUUUUCGUUUGCAGAUAGAUAUCUUCCUCCCUUGACCUCUCAUCGCCCAGUAAUCACAUUCUUUUCCAUUCUUCUUCUCAACAAUUACUCAACGCAAUGUCUGAACUUCAGCGGAGGAUGACGAGGCUUCCCAGCCCAAAGGGCAAUAUUCAUUGGUCCACUAUCACGCCAUAUGUAUGCUUGGAGAAACGUAGCUCCCCGAAGUGUGCCA
Molecule: messenger RNA, 2248 nt
Organism: Neurospora crassa OR74A
Lineage: Eukaryota; Fungi; Ascomycota; Sordariomycetes; Sordariales; Sordariaceae
Exons: 3
Coding region: 300-1658 (452 amino acids)
Source: RefSeq, a predicted model, not a curated record